AUGUCUAAUUUAGUUCCUAAAAUAAUGAUUCCGUUUAACAACGGAAGAGGAAUGCAUGAUAGUGAAGAAAAUCGGGAUAGAUUGAGUGACUUACCUGAUUGUCUUCUACUUCACAUUUUAUCAUAUUUGAAUUCCAUACACGCUGUUCAAACUUGUAUUUUGUCUACGCGAUGGAGGCAUCUUUGGAAACAUAUUCCUACGGUUAAAUUGAAACAUUCCACUGUGAAGUGUUUUGACAAAUUCCUUUCUAAAAUGUUAACUCUUCGUGAUAACUCAACUGCACUGCGAGCUCUGGAUCUUGAUCGUCGCGGCCUUAUUGAGGCUCGCCUCCUCGAAAAGAUUUUAAACUAUGUUUAUUCUCAUAAUGCCCACAUCCAGCAAUUAGAAAUAAGCGUUGUUGCUCAGAGUUAUCCCAUUCUGAAUUGUAUUUCAUCGUGUAAAGCUCUUACAUCUCUUAAGCUUUCACUUUACAAUAUAGGUAGUAAGAGUACUUACGCAGAAACAUUAUUUCCAAAAUCUUUGAAUUUGCCUUUAUUGACUACCUUAUAUCUAGAAAAUUUUACCUUUUGCGGUGGUGAAAACGGUUGCGCCGAGCCCUUUUCUAUCUUUACCAAGUUGAAUAGUUUGGUCAUUCGUCAUUCUAAAGUAAAGAAGGCUCAAAUCCUCAGCAUAUCAAAUGAGACACUUGUCGAUUUAGCUAUGCAUUAUAAUUCAUUCAACUUUGUAGAAAUUGAGCUAUCUACUCCAAGUCUAUGUACAUUCACUUUUCCUGAUAAUCUUGAUCAGAAAAUAUGUGGAAGUGGUCUUUCGUGUGUUAAACAUGUAAGUAUCUAUGCACCACAGAGAUCAUUUUCGAUGAAGUAUCCUUCGGUUCUAUUAGGCUGGCUGCGGGAGCUUGCCAAUGUAGAAUCAUUGAAAGUAACUUCAAUUACUCUUCAGAUUCUCUUCUUAGUCCCUGAUUUAUUGGAUGUUAAGCUCCAUUCGUUGUGUAAUUUGAAGUCAUUGGAUGUAGAACUAAUACCUCUUCGUAGUGAACUUUUAAUAUUAUUGAUGAAAGAUAAUAUGUUAAAGAAAUUUAUUACAAAGUCACAUAAAGAAGUUGUUAAAUUAAGAGAGGCAUUUAAAUUGGGCAUGGAACUACCUCCUAUACCUGAUGGAAUAGUUGAUUUCUUGCUACAAAACUCGCCAUCGGCACAAGUUAACAUCACAACAAAGUAUGAAGAUCGUUUUAACCUUAAGCAGGUUGAAGAAUCUGUAAGAGGGGAGAGGAACACCAGCUAUCUUAAGCAAUUUUGUGACUGCCUCAUCAACUUCUGUUUUGAGUAA
This is a messenger RNA of Vicia villosa (hairy vetch), 1326 nucleotides long. RefSeq names its product F-box/LRR-repeat protein 13-like. Bases 1 to 1326 code for a protein of 441 amino acids. The record is from RefSeq and is a predicted model, not a curated record. Gene Ontology annotation, molecular function: protein binding. NCBI's taxonomy places the organism in Eukaryota, Viridiplantae, Streptophyta, Magnoliopsida, Fabales, Fabaceae. The transcript has 3 exons.